Scheffersomyces stipitis CBS 6054 is the source of this 1098-nucleotide messenger RNA. RefSeq lists its product as uncharacterized. The record is from RefSeq and is a predicted model, not a curated record. NCBI's taxonomy places the organism in Eukaryota, Fungi, Ascomycota, Pichiomycetes, Serinales, Debaryomycetaceae. The transcript is spliced from 2 exons. Bases 1 to 1098 code for a protein of 365 amino acids.
AUGCAGACCAUCAAUGGGUUGCUUUCGUCGAUUCCAUUCACUGCCAAGUCAAACGACACCUUGACAUACUUUCUCAACGUGUACAAGCUCAACUACCGUGCCUUAAUGAAGCUCAACGAGCAGUCGUUCAAGUUUCCAAUCGAAUCCAGCAAGGUGUUGAAGCUCUCCAUCUCCCUUGGCAAUUUGCUAAAGACCCUCCACAACGACGAGGAAAACUACUUGGAACAGAGCCAACUGCAACGCUCUUUCCUCACCAAUCUCCAGAAUAGCAGCAGCAACAAUGUUAACAACAAUAACCAUCAUAGCAAUAACAAUAUCAAUACAAACUCCCACCAAGACUACAAUCCCUUUAAUGUGGCAUCACCCGUUUCGCCCAAGCAUAUCAUCAAUUCUCCUAUCUCGGCAAUCUCAGGAGGUGUAGGCACUGCUGGCGGUGCUGGAUCCACUGGCCCUGGAGUUCAGCCAUUAUACCAGAUCAAAUUUGUCAGUAACUUACUCAGUAUCCUCAAGAACUUUGACAUCGGUACCCCUACAAACGUCGUGAAUUCUGGCAGCAGUCAGCACAGUGACCUCAACUCAGUUAACUUGAAGUUGCACGAAAUGACAAGCAGCAAUUCUACAUCGACGUUGACAAGUCACACAACUAAUGGAACUGCCAGCAGCUCCAACGCUUCGCCCAUCAAGUUGAACUCCAAGCAGUUGUUGAUCGAGAAGUUGGAAAUCAACAUUAAAUUAGAUAAUCUUUUCAUUUACCGCGUCUUGUUGCAAUUGCUUUUACAGAUCCUUAGUACUUUACAGGGAUUCAUCGCAGUCGCAGCUGAAAAUGCAAGCCACAGCAGCGGCAUAUUAGCCAGUCCGGCCAGCAGUGGCUCCAGCAACGACUAUGCUGAGAAUUCUUCCAUAUUCUCGUCCAACUCAUUGCGAUCGAGCGAGUCGCGCAACUCGGCCAUGACUAUAGAUGAAUGCAUAAGAACAGUGCAGCUGAUUGUGGCCAGAGUGUCAACAGGUAUAGUGGAACCGUUUAUAAGACUCCUUAUUGUUGAAUUGGUGGAGAACAACGUGCUGCGUGAUUUCAAUAAACUUGUCAACAGUUUAUGA